AUGGCCGAAACAAAUGCCACAGUCAAUCAGAAGAAAAUUGACGAUUGUUAUAUGCCACUGGUUCACUCAAAUAGCUCUUCCAUUAACAUUGAUGAUUCCUUAUCAGGAGUAGAUGAUCCCAUUCCCAUCAUUGACUUCUCAAUGCUCAUAUCUGAUGACCCUGAUAAACAGUUUAAAACCACCCAAGACCUCCGCAAUGCUUGCCUAGAGUAUGGUUCAUUUAUGGUGAUUAAUCAUGAGUUACCGGAUAACCUUAUAAUGAGAGUCUACGAGGCAUUAGCCAAAUUCUUUGAUCUGAGGAAGGAAGAGAAGCAAGAGUACAAGACAAAUGAUCCAAGGGAUAUGAUUCGUUGGGGCAAAUGGGAUAGUGAUUUAAUCAGCACGGAGUUCAUCAAAAUGGUCGUACAUCCUACCUUUCAUUGCCCUACCAAACUUGCUGGUUUAAGUGAGAUUUUACAAGAAUGCAUCAAAAGAAUGAGGGAACUUGGAAUCCAAUUGCUUAGAGCGAUAUCAAAAACCUUGGGAUUUGAAGAAUGCUACAUAGAGAAAAGAAUGAAGCUAGAAUCAGGCCAUGACUUUAUUUCAGCAAAUGAUUAUAUAGUCCGUUUGAAUUCUGAAAAUCAAUUAGGUCAGCCUCCUCAUUACGACACUGGACUCCUAGUCCUCCUCUUACCAGGUGAAAGUAAUGGUCUUCAACUAGAGCAUCAUGGGAAAUGGAUUAAUGUAAAUCCUCAACCUAAUUCUAUUGUUGUCAUCAUUGCUGAUCAUAUUGAGAUUCUAACCAAUGGGAAGUAUAAAAGUCUCUUGCAUCGAGUGAUUCUUAACAAAAAAGUAAGGAGGAUAAGCCUACCACUGUUUCUUGGACCAUCAUUGGACACUACAGUGAGCCCAAUGCCAGAGUUUGUAGAUGAGCAUCACCCACCAGCAUACCUUGUGAAGACCUAUAAAGAGUCAUUGGAAACAAAUCCGUACCAAGUAAUCGAUGGAAUGUCAUGCAUGAAAAAUGUUCGACUUUGA
Molecule: messenger RNA, 1017 nt
Organism: Quercus robur (English oak)
Lineage: Eukaryota; Viridiplantae; Streptophyta; Magnoliopsida; Fagales; Fagaceae
Product: 2-oxoglutarate-dependent dioxygenase 19-like
Exons: 4
Coding region: 1-1017 (338 amino acids)
Source: RefSeq, a predicted model, not a curated record